Macroventuria anomochaeta is the source of this 4448-nucleotide messenger RNA. Its product is annotated as leptomycin B resistance protein pmd1. Gene Ontology annotation, molecular function: ATP hydrolysis activity; ABC-type transporter activity; ATP binding. The coding region runs from base 241 to 4221 and encodes 1326 amino acids. Gene Ontology annotation, biological process: transmembrane transport. The record is from RefSeq and is a predicted model, not a curated record. Gene Ontology annotation, cellular component: membrane. The transcript has 3 exons. NCBI's taxonomy places the organism in Eukaryota, Fungi, Ascomycota, Dothideomycetes, Pleosporales, Didymellaceae.
GCUGUGAGCUCUCUGGUCGCAAAAUUACUUUUCUUUUCGAUGUUAUUAUGUGAACGACGCGCAAAGAUUAGUCAGGCACACACGGGCCAAGCGCUGGCAAGUCAUGAGCUUUUGCCGUCCAUGAUUGCGAAAUCCCUCCCAACGUUCGCCUUCAUUCGCGAUUCAACUAUCUAUAUGGCUCCGCGCUCGUAACACCUGGCGUUUGGAUGCCCGCCAUUCGUUGAUGAACAGCUAACAAACAUGCCUCAUUCCCGAGAGAGCUCCGAGGCUUUUCGCGUACCAGUAUCUGCAGAUGAAGAUGGAGCCGGCGAUCCUCUUCUCAGCGAAUCCGACUCUGAUGACUUCAAUAUUGACGGUCGAGCUUCCGUGCGCCGUAGUGUGCAAUGGGACAGACACGCCGAACCCUCGUUGGGAGCAGUGCAACCGGAGGCCUGGAUGGACAUUACCGCCAUACGUCAUAAGUUUAUUCGUCAAAUCCUAGGUUUGAAUCCCUUCAAAACCUCAUAUUUUGCGCUUUACAGACCAUUGGACGAUUUUGGUUCAAGAUUUAUACUCGCAUUGGGAGUCAUUUUGGCAUUUCUUGCGGGUUUGCCAAUUCCAUUCAUAGGUGUUAUCCUCGGCAGGAUCAUCAACAACUUUCCUCCGCCUGAAGAUGAACUAAAAACGCUACUGGGAUAUCUCAUGAUAGUCGCAGCGGCCUAUUUCGUCGUUACAUGGGGCUGGGCCGUGGCGUGGGCGGUAAUCGGUGAACGGGUGUCUCGCAAAACACGAGAGCAGCUCUUGCAUCGCGCACUUGGGAUGGACAUGACCUACUUCGACACUGCUUCGCCCGAUAUGACGAGUAUCCUGACGGAAAAGACUCAGACCAUUCAACUUGGUACUUCUGAAAAAGUGGGCUUGUUCCUAGCCUCGAUCUCAUACUUCGUUGCCGCAUUCUUUGUUGGUUUCACACUGAAUGCUAGGCUCACAGGCGUUAUGUUCGUCACCGUCAUUCCCUCAAUGGCCUGCGUUGUCAUAUUCGGCACGAAAUACGUUGCUAAGUUCACCAAGCAAGCCUCAGCCUACACAGAGAAGGCUGCUUCUCUAGCCGAAAGCGCUAUUCGAGCGGUGCAGAUUGUGCAGGCAUUUGGGCUUCAAGAGAAGCUGAGCGAGGAGCAUGUUCAUCAUCUUCGAGCUGCGUUGCGAGCUGGCAUAAAAAAGAGUACAGCUGGAGCUGUGAUGCUUGGAUCUGUCUACUUUGUCGCGUACGCCGCGAAUGCGUUAGCGUUUUGGUACGGUGACCAUCUUCGUAACGGUAGUGCUGAAGCUGGAACCAUAUACGCUGUCGUAUUCCUCAUUCUGGACGCUUCCUUUGUCGUGGGGAGAUUUGGGCCCUUCAUUCAGACUUUCGCAAUGGCAGCGGCUGCGGGACAAGCUGUUCACGAAAUUCUUGACCAUCCAUUGUCAGACAUUGACGUAUAUAACGUCGAAGGACAACAGGCCAGCAAGUCUCACUUCGCCAAAGACAUCAAAUUCUCUGCGGUCUCAUUUGUCUAUCCAGCUAGGCCAACUGUCAAAAUUCUGGACGCAGUCGAUCUGAGUAUUGCGCCAGGGAAGGUCACAGGUCUCGUUGGCUCAUCCGGGUCAGGAAAGUCUACGAUUACCUCGUUACUCCUCCGGCUCUAUGACCCAACUUUUGGCACAGUCACCAUCGGCGAUGAGGAUAUCAAGUCAUUCAACGUUCGCAGUCUACGAUCACAUGUUGCUCUCGUUACGCAGAACCCCGUUCUCUUCACUGGAACCAUCUAUGACAACAUCAAACAUGGACUACCACAGGGCGAAGACAUUCCUGAGGAUGAAGCGUUUGCCAGGUGCGUAGCUGCAGCCAAUGAAGCCCACUGCGAGUUCCUGGAUCGCCUCCCCGACGGUAUGCACACAAAGAUUGGCUCAGGCCCCCAUUCGCAGCUUUCUGGAGGACAGAAACAACGCAUCACGUUGGCCAGGGCACUUGUGGGUCGACCUUCAGUACUGCUUCUCGAUGAGUUCACCAGUGCUAUGGACGCGACGAGCGAGGCGAUUGUGUUGGAGAACCUGAGACGUUCUUCAGCCACAGCUGGUCGGACAACAAUCAUCAUAGCGCAUAGGCUCGCCACUGUCAGAGAUGCUGACCGUAUUGUGGUGUUGAAAGACGGUGUCGUAACCGAAGAUGGCCAACACGAAAACUUGAUAAAAGCGAACGGCAUCUAUGCUGAGCUCAUCCAAGCCCAGCAGUUCGAGAAGAAAGGCCAUGCAUCUGUUGCCUCCUCAGUCUAUUCCAGUCCUCGGUUCCCACAGAAAGAGAACAAUCAUACUGGCACAGCCACUAACGAUCCGUCAUCCGAGGCUACUACAGUGCCAGCGGAGAAACCGAACAAAAACGCGUUCGAGCUCAUACGCAGAUGCUUAGCUUUGAGUCGAUACGAGAUACCAGCGAUCGUUCUUGGUCUGGCUGCAUCUAUUAUAAGUGGAGGCGUUACUAUUGGGGAAGCCUUCAUUUUUGGCACCCUUGUGGAGCUUCUCAAUGAUACCUCCAAGACUGGCGAGUUGGCCUCGACGAUCUCCUUCUUCUGCAUGUUGUUCUUUCUGUUGUCCUUGGUUGCACUGAUCUCUCAUGGAGCCGGCGGUACAGCUUUCGGGCUGGUGUCGGAGAACCUUGUUCUUCGUGUACGAGACAUCUCGUUCCGUACGAUACUGAAGCAAGACAUCUCCUGGUUCUCGAAACCUGGGCACUCACAUCACGCACUGAUGUCCAAACUCAACAUGGACAGUGGUUCCAUCAGUGGGCUUUCUGGUGUUAUUUUGGGAACGAUCUUCUCGAUCACAACUUCGGUGGUUGGAGGAACAAUCUUGGCCCACGUCGUAGCCUGGAAGAUCGCUAUCGUUCUCCUUGCAGCUGUGCCCAUCAUGAUCUUCGCAGGCUUCGUUCGUCUUCGCAUCCUGGCUUUGGCAGAAGAGAAACACCAGAAUGCCUACAAUGAUGCAGCAACGCUGGCCUCUGAAGCAACUGCUUCCAUGCAAAUCGUCGCAGCCUUUGGUCUUGAGGACCAUUUUCUCGACUUGUAUCGUGAGGCUAUUCGCGGGCCAUAUGAGGAGCACUUGAGGUUUGCUCUCUUCGGCAAUGUUCUGCUUGCAUUCUCGCUAUCAGUGACGUAUUAUGUAUACUCUCUGGCAUAUUGGUGGGGCUCUAAGCAAGUGCGGAAUGGCAACUACAGUCAAAGGGACUUCUUCAUCGUACUACCUGCACUGCUCUUCUCUGCUCAGGCUGCUGGUCAGCUGUUCAGUCUGGCGCCGGAAGUGACUCGAGCCAAAACGGCUGCCCAGAGUGUGUUUGCGCUGCACGACGAACGACCUACGAUCCUUACGGACGACAAGCCUGCACAAAGACCACCUGAUGGUACCAAUGUAAACACAGAUUCUUUGCUGUCUGGACCGUCAGCCAGCUAUGGAACAUUUGGUGUGCGAGGAGAGCUUGAGUUCCGUGGGGUCAGCCUGCACUAUGAGACCCGACCAGAUGUUCCCGUUUUGAAUAACGUCUCGUUCCAGAUCAGACAUGGGGAGUACGCAGCGUUCGUCGGGAGAUCUGGUGCCGGAAAGUCGAGCACCGUCCAUCUCAUCGAGAGAUUUUUCGACCCUACAGCCGGCCAAGUCUACCUGGAUGGGCGGGACAUACGCAACGAGUCUGUGCAACACCAUCGAGCCCGUUUGGCAUUAGUAGAGCAGGAGCCCGACUUGUUCCCGGGAAGCGUCAAGUUCAACAUCGGACUCGGCAGGCGGCCUGAUGCAGAGAUCAGCGACGAGGCCAUCGUAGCCGUCGCGAAGAAGUGCGAACUCCACGACUUCAUCAUGAGUCUGCCAGAAGGCUAUAACACCGAAGUUGGUGCUCAUGGCUCUAAGCUGUCCGGUGGUCAGCGACAGAGGCUGGCUAUCGCGCGUGCUCUGUUGAGAGACCCAGAGAUACUUCUACUUGACGAAGCAACAUCUCAGCUUGACGCGAACACUGAGAGAGAGAUCCGAAGAACAAUAGCGGCUGCAUCAAAAGGACGCACGACUAUCAUGAUAGCCCACAGACUCGCGAGUGUACAACACGCAGAUAAGAUCUUCGUCUUCGAUGCUGGGAGGAUAGUAGAACAGGGUCGACAUGACGAGCUUGUCUCAGAGGGGGGCAUAUACGCUGGCAUGGUGGCAGCACAGGAGCUGGACUGAUUUCCAUUUACAGCAUUCGCCAUUCGUAUUUUCCUACCGUCCUCAUACAUUGUUGUACUAUUAGCCGACCAUACCGCCAUUUCUUUUGGUCUGUAUACCUCUGCGACCUUCUGCUCCUUCCGCAUAGAGUGCUUGGUCCAGCAAAUCGGACGUCUUGUACACCAUACUUGCGAUAUUACGCCCCAUAUUACUGUACAAAGUUUUCGAUUAUACACAAAAGCAAACUA